AUGACUGCAUGAAGCAAUGCAUAAAGGCGCCGUUGAAAUCAGAGCAACCCCGCCACAGAUAUAAUAAAUUACUCAUUAUUACUCAUAUAUAUUUGAUCCCCGCCAAUUCGAUUAUAUGGUUGAUUGCGCACGAGUGGGGAAGUUUUAUGAAUUGUAUGGGGAGUUAAAGGUUUCGGUUUUGAGUAAUUGUUUUGCAACGUUUUGUGGUAGCCUAUACUGUGCUUCGAAAACGUAAUGAUUCGAAAAGUAAGACCCGGAGGUCCACCGCGCAGAAUGGCACUUCUACCAGCUCCUAGACCUGAACACCAUUUAAAUCGACCUUUUUUAAGAGGCCAAAUACGCAAACCUAGAUUAGGCUUGUUACAACGACCUAGAGCCUCUUUGAUGCAUGACAUUCGACCCAGAUUAUCGAAUCCUAGACGCACUGAAGGUUUAUUAGUUACACCACGUCUACAAAAUACAGGGCCAAGGCAUAGAAUUGCUAAAAGACCUGUACGACAUGAUGAAUUUUAUGAAAAAGCAGCAUCAUAUGGAUAUGAAGAAAGAGAAGCUUCUGAAAUGACCCACCCCACAGGGAGUAAUCAACGAAACUUUCUAAGUGAAACAGAUUAUCAUUCAGAGCAUUAUGAAGCAAAACACCAAGAUAUGGAUAAUCAUUCGCAAGAAUCUUUCAGGAGAGAACAGCAUAUAAAAAAAGAAGCAUACAACCUACCAGAAUACCACUACCAUCAAAAAGAAGACAAUCAUACUUCAGGUAUUUACUCGGAAAGCAGAAACUGUGUUCAUUCACAGCGUCAGCAAGAAUCAAACACCAAAGCACCAAAAAAACCUACAGUUUCUCCACCCCCCAAGAUAAUGAAACUGCAGGAAAAUGAAGAAGACAUGGAAGAGGCUUACCGUCUUCACAGAGAAAAGUUAAGCAGAUCAAUUCGUGAAAGGAAAUUAAGGAGCGAGGAAAAAAGAAAAGAAGAAACCCUUGCUCCUACUGAUGUAGACCAGUUUCCUGUUACAGACAUUGAAGAGAAUCGCAGGAGUGAUAAAAAUGAGGAUUUGUUUGAUAGCAAUAAAAGGGUUUAUGAAGAGACAGAAAAAUUGAAAGAAAGUAAUGAUUCUAAUGGUCUUUCAUGUUUGGCCCAUUACCUGCUGCAUAUUAAAACAUUGAAGCCAAAAAGUUCCCUGGAAGAAAUGAAUAAUAAAGGGCCUGCUGAAGAAAGUAUAUUAAAACAACAACCAUCAAUAAAACAUGAAGCAUUGGAGCAAGAAAAUAAUGAAAUUGUUCCACAAAAUGAUCUAAAUGCACCAGAACUAGGUGAAAAUACUAAUUUUGUUAAAAAUAUCUUGAAAAAACAACAAACAAUUCAACUCUCAAACUAUAUCAAUGAGAUGAAAGCUACUAUGAGAGAGGAAGGGAAUAUAACAACUUGUGUGUCAGCAAAAAUUCCUUUUUUUGAUGGAUCACUUAGUCCCUCUGUUAAACUUGAACCACAGGAUACUGAAGAUGGUAUAGGUUUUCUUGAAACAGAGAAUCAACUUUCAGAAGAACCAAUUGGAACUCGAAUGGUUGCAACAGACACUGGUAGUGAAUCAAGACAUUUGGUCAUUACAACUCAUUUCAAAGAUGUUUCUACAGAUGACAUUCCUGAUGAAAAUAGGUCAAAAAAAGAAGAUAUCAGUUGGUUUUGCAAAGUGUGUGAUAUGAAAGUCCUGGAGGAAAAGAUAACACAUCUCAGAACAGCAGAGCACAAGAAAAAGAAGAAAUGGCAGAGACCCUACUGCGAUGUAUGCGACAUGUGGUUUAGACAUCCAAGACAACUUGUACAACAUGUUAAAACACCAGACCAUAAAUCAAAUGUCUCGCAAACCUUUGGAGAUGAAGAUAUUUCUAAUAACAGCUCUGAAAAUAUUUUACCUGAUGAACAAUCUGACAAAGACCACAUGCAACACGGUAAACAAUAUAAGGGAAAUGAGGAAAUUCAGAACAAAAAGAAAGUUGACAUAGUACCAGAAGGAGAGUUUAAGUUGGAUAUCCCACACAUUAUUCCGGUGACUGGUUACUAUUGCGACGCAUGUUGUGACUUUUUCUUUGAUGAAGGGUCAACUUUAAAUCAUUGCAAGUCUGAUUCACAUAAACAAAAGGUAAUAGAGCAAUAUUGAUAAACCGAAAGGAAGUGAAUCUGCUGAAACAACAGAGACACCAAACACCAAGAAAAAAGCAACAAAACAUAACGGUGCUAAAACUAUUGGCAGAGUAACUGAAUCACCGAGCACUAAACCUUUGGAUUGGAAUUUUGUGAUACCAAAACUAAAGUAAUCAAUGGACAAUAUACAUGUUGUAAAAGCUAUUUCUUAUGGUUUUAAAUGCAAAAAAACACUGGGAAUAUAAGUAGUUGUUGUUAAACCUGACUGCAUAUGUAUUUGAAAACUGCUGCCAAUAUCUCAAAGCAUGGUAAUAAAUAAAUGAACAUGUAAUGUUUCAAAGU
Messenger RNA from Ciona intestinalis (vase tunicate), 2480 nucleotides. The record is from RefSeq. Lineage: Eukaryota; Metazoa; Chordata; Ascidiacea; Phlebobranchia; Cionidae.